AUGAACAGGACGGUGGCGGCGAUACCCGCGGUCAGGAAGACGGAGGCGGAGGCUCAGGUGGCGGCGCCCGCACCCAAGAGGCUCGCUUCCGCCGGAACCGCCGGGCGCAGGCCCCGGAAGCGGAUCCGCGAGGAUAAGCUUGUCAGCGACGGGGAUCUCAUCAGCCAUGGCGAUCUCAUCAGCAAACUCCCCGAUGACAUCCUCGGCACCAUCAUCUCCCUCCUCCCCACCAAAGACGGCGCCCGCACGCAGGCCAUCGCUCGCAGAUGGCGCCCUCUCUGGCGCUUAGCGCCUCUCAACCUCCACGCCUCCUACCACCUCUGCUCCAAACAGUUCAAGAGCCUCUCCGUCGUCUCCAGGAUCCUCUCCGACCACCCUGGACCUGCCCGCCGUUUUGUCUUCAGCCUCGUCCGCCUCCACAAAGCGAAAAAAAGGCACGCCGAGGAAUCCGCUCAGAUCGAGAACUGGUUCCACUCCCGAGCCCUCAGAAACCUUAAGGAGCUCGACAUCAGCUUCGACCUCUUGGACUAUGUACAUGAGAAGCUUUAUCCGCUGCCCUCAUCAGUGUUCUGCUUAGCACCAACUCUCCUCGUGGCCACAAUCGGCUUCUGCAAAUUCCCAAAGGAGAUCACUCAUUCGCUUAGUUUUCCGUUGCUCAAGCAGCUCAACCUGCGGCGCGUUUCCAUCUGCCAGGAUGUCUUCCAUGGGGUGCUCUCUGCCUGCCAUCUGUUGGAGUCGCUUGAAUUGCAGGAAAUUUGUGAUACGAAUUGCUUGCGCAUUAGCUCGGCAACUCUUAGGAGUGUGAGCCUCUGCGCUUGUUUUGCAGCCAAAGGAGAAUUGUUCAUUGAAGACGCACCUCUCCUUGAAAGGCUGCUACUACCUUGUCCGCGCGAAGGGCGUGAGACUAUUCGGAUAAUCAAGGCACCUAAACUGGAGAUACUGGGCCUUUUGUCUCCCCGCAUCUCCCAAACUGAGAUUGCUAAUGUAGUCUUCCAGGCUCAUUCUUUUGUUCAGAGGAAUAAUACGAUAGCCACAGUGAAGGUUCUGGCUCUCGAGUUCCCGGUCCCUGAUUUGAAUGCUGUUAUUGACGUCUUAAGAUGCUUCCCGUGCUUGGAAAAGCUUCAUGUCAUUUGGGAGAAAUACUUGAACAUAGGUAUGAAAAAUGCACGUCAGUAUGACCCACUAGAUCCGGUCAAAGGCCUUGAUACCCAUCUAAAAAAACUGGUAUUGAAAAAUUAUGAGGGCAGUGAGCAAGAUGUUGGCUUUGCCAAGUUCUUUAUUUUGAACGCAAAAGUGCUCAAGGAACUCAAAUUUGGAGUCAGUCAUAGGAUCAACAAACAAUGGGUGGCUGAUCAAUACAGGCUGCUAGAAAUGGAAAAUAGAGCUUCUCGGGGCGCUCAAUUGGAAUUCAUACAAAAUGAUUAUGGGUCGUCUUUGGAUGCCCAUGAUUUGUCAACUGCCGAUCCCUUUUAA
Molecule: messenger RNA, 1473 nt
Organism: Triticum turgidum subsp. durum (durum wheat)
Lineage: Eukaryota; Viridiplantae; Streptophyta; Magnoliopsida; Poales; Poaceae
Source: the annotation of a GenBank genome assembly